Molecule: messenger RNA, 579 nt
Organism: Chlorocebus sabaeus (green monkey)
Lineage: Eukaryota; Metazoa; Chordata; Mammalia; Primates; Cercopithecidae
Source: RefSeq, a predicted model, not a curated record
AUGCUAGCCUCAGGGCUGCUCCUGGUGGCCUUGCUGGCCUGCCUGACUGUGAUGGUCUUGAUGUCUGUCUGGCAGCAGAGGAACAGCAAGGGAAAGCUGCCUCCAGGACCCACCCCAUUGCCCUUCAUUGGAAACUACCUGCAGCUGAACACAGAGCAGAUGUACAACUCCAUCAUGAAGAUCAGUGAGCGCUAUGGCCCGGUGUUCACCAUUCACCUGGGGCCCCGGCGGGUCGUGGUGCUGUGCGGAUAUGAUGCUGUCAAGGAGGCUCUGGUGGACCAGGCUGAGGAGUUCAGCGGGCGAGGCGAGCAGGCCACCUUCGCGGCGUGGCGUUCAGCAACGGGGAGCGCGCCAAGCAGCCUGGCGCUUCUCCAUCGCUACCUUGCGGGACUCGGGGUGGGCAAGCGCGGUAUCGAGGAGCGCAUCCAGGAGGAGGCGGGCUUCCUAUCGAGGCCUCCGGGCAAUGCGCAUGCCCAUUGUCUUUGGGGGACCGCUAAUUAUGAGGACAAAGAGUUCCUGUCACUGCUGCGCAUGAUGUCGGGAAGCUUCCAGGUUCACGCUGACCUCCAUGGCAGGUAA